Molecule: messenger RNA, 937 nt
Organism: Carassius carassius (crucian carp)
Lineage: Eukaryota; Metazoa; Chordata; Actinopteri; Cypriniformes; Cyprinidae
Product: protein TMEPAI-like
Exons: 5
Coding region: 199-912 (237 amino acids)
Biological process (GO): negative regulation of transforming growth factor beta receptor signaling pathway
Cellular component (GO): Golgi membrane; early endosome membrane
Molecular function (GO): R-SMAD binding
Source: RefSeq, a predicted model, not a curated record
CACCGGGAAUACUGGAGCACAGCGGCCAGAGAGCGGGACGGGGGUGGGGGGACGGAGGCCAAAGGAAAGCCGCUUCUGGAAGAAAGAAGCGUCGCUGAGGGAAGAAGAAACGCCUGCGUCAAUGUUUUUAUUCGACAGCGCGCCGUGAAGCGACCGCGUCCGUCCGUUUUCCGCGAGAUCUCCUCAAAGUUCAGCUUCAUGGGUCUGAUGAACGGAACCACCGACACCCAAACCAAUGUCUCCUGUACCUGUAACUGCAAGAGAUCCACUUCAUUCCAGAGCAUGGCGAUCACCCAGCUGGAGUUUGUUCAGAUCCUGGUGAUCGUGGUGGUGAUGAUGAUGAUGGUGCUGGUGAUCACGUGUCUGCUGAACCACUACAGACUGUCUGCGCGAUCUCUCAUCUCCCGCCACGGACAAGUGCGCAGACGACACCUGCCCCUGCCGUCGAAAGGGAGUCUGUGGUCCUCUGACGGUCCCAGCUCUUCUAAUGUCAUGAGUGAGGUUUACGCUCCGGACCGUGUGUCGUCGUAUCUUCAGCGUGAGCGUCUGUCACGCUUCCAGCCCACGUUCCCGUACCUCCCUCACGCCAUCAUCGACCUCCCGCCCACCAUCUCUCUGUCGGACGGAGAGGAGCCUCCUCCGUAUCAGGGCCCCUGUUCCCUUCAGCUGCGGGACCCCGAGCAGCAGCUGGAGCUCAACCGAGAGUCUGUCCGAGCGCCGCCCAACCGCACCGUGUUCGACAGUCCGCUCAUCAGCGCCGCUCCGCCGGCGUACAGCGAGGUCAUAGGUCACUACUACCACCACACAUCAGGGACUGGACACACAGCGCUGCUGCAGGGAGCGAUACACAUCAGCCGCUCGGACGGAAGAAACACACGCAACAAACACAACGCCAAAGCACAACACGUCUGACGCCUCUCUUCCUCUUCUGGGGCCU